UAUACAAGAGCGAGCGAGACACUUCUACCAAACACACAGUGACACAGAUCAAGAGAAAAAAAUGGGAGAGACCAAAAAUGGCGAGAAAACGCGCGUUUUGGUGGUGGGAGCGACGGGUUACUUGGGGAAGAGAAUCGUGAGGGCGUGUUUGGCUGAAGGUCACGAAACUUACGUUUUGCAGCGACCAGAGAUUGGUUUUGACAUCGAGAAAGUCCAACUCCUUUUGUCAUUCAAGAAACUUGGCGCUCGUCUCGUCGAAGCUUCUUUCUCCGACCACCAAAGCCUCGUAUCAGCAGUGAAACUCGUAGACGUCGUUGUCUCCGCCAUGUCGGGCGUUCACUUCCGUAGCCAUAACAUCCUUGUCCAGCUCAAGCUUCUUGAAGCCAUCAAAGAGGCUGGUAAUGUUAAGCGGUUUUUACCAUCUGAGUUUGGUAUGGAUCCACCACGUAUGGGACAUGCGUUACCACCAGGCAGAGAAACAUUCGACCAGAAAAUGGAAGUGCGUCAUGCUAUUGAAGCUGCAGGAUUACCUUACACUUACGUCGUUGGCGCUUGCUUCGCUGCAUAUAUGGCAGGAAACUUAUCUCAGAUGAAAAAUCUACUCCCUCCAAAGAAAAAAGCUUAUAUAUAUGGAGAUGGAAACGUAAAAGCUAAAAUCAUUACUCCCUCCAAAGAAAAACUUUACUCUUCUGAGUGUGGUUAUUAUUUAGCUGUUAGAUUUGAAUGAUUAACCUCAUAAAGUUUCUAAAGCAGUCAAGCUUUAACGGUGUUAUCUUCGUAGUGGUGUUCGCCGAUGAAGACGUUUAUUGGUGUGUAUAUAACCCGGUUUUCCGGUUAGAUGUAAAUGUGUAAUCAGAUUAGUGGUUUAGUUCGGUUUAGAAUAGCGCUUGCUAUAUAUAAGUGUAAAUAUUCAUUUUAUCAUUUAUGGAAAUAUAUUUUCUGUAACAAA
Messenger RNA from Raphanus sativus (radish), 949 nucleotides. Its product is annotated as pinoresinol reductase 1. Bases 62 to 727 code for a protein of 221 amino acids. Lineage: Eukaryota; Viridiplantae; Streptophyta; Magnoliopsida; Brassicales; Brassicaceae. The record is from RefSeq and is a predicted model, not a curated record. The transcript is spliced from 2 exons.